AUGUCAUCGUCCAGACAAAGAGUGCAGCAGGCACGUGCACCCGUGUUGCCUGCAAAGACGACUCCAGAACAGAAAUACUGGCGUGGUUUCAUGAACCCACAACUCAUCAAGGAAAACCAUCCCAUUACCCACAUUCAUUUCAAUCCCGUUUCACCGCAUGAUUUUGCCGUGACUUCUUCCACAAGAAUUCAAGUCUUUUCUUCUAAAACGAGGCAAGUUACAAAGACGUUUUCAAGGUUCAAGGAUACCGUAUAUUCAGGUGAGUACAGAUACGAUGGUAAGCUCUUGGUCGCAGCCGAUGCCCUGGGUCUCGUUUCCAUCUUUGACGCAUACCAGCCUCGUAAUCUCCUUGUCAGUCUAUCACCUUCUUCUCAUCCUUCGCAUGUGGCUAGAUUCCACCCAACUAUUGGCAACCAGCUUGUCACAGGUUCAGACGACAGAGUAAUGAGAGUAUAUGAUAUUUCACAGAGCACGAGUGGCCCCAUUGUUGAGUUCGAUGAUUCCCAUCAUGAUGAUUACAUCAGAAGCUGUGCAUUUGUUCCAGGCAAUCCAAACUUGAUUUCCACAGGUUGUUACGAUGGUGUGGUGAGACUCUUCGACACAAGACAACCUGAUCCAGUUGCCAAGUUUGACCAAGGCAACCCCGUUGAGGAUGUUUUGGCCCUUUCACCAACUACUUUAGUCAGUGCUGGUGGCCCUCAGGUGAAGGUAUGGGACUUGGCUAGAGGCUCCCAGAUUAGGGAAUUCACGAAUUUCACCAAAACAGCCACUUCUUUGCAUGACGCUGGUAACAGAGGCUUGCUCGUUGGAUCGCUUGAUGGUCACGUCAAGAUCUUUGACUACAGCUCGCCAAACUGGGACGUCAAGUUCGGUUGGAAGUUCGGCAGUGGUGGUGUCUUGUGCACGGCUGUGUCACCAAAUUACAAGCAUUUCGCUACUGGUUUGACUUCUGGUCUUCUUUCCAUCAGAACGAGGAAAACCGAGCCAAAGAAAACGCAACAAAAACAACAACAUAGUCUUUCAUACUCGAGAGCCAUCAAGGGUAAUGACUACACUGGAGAGCAAGACGCCCAGGUAGUUUCCACUACAGGAACAGGUCCAAAGAAGGUCACAGCUUAUGAAAAGAAUCUCCGUGCUUUCAGAUGGGCUGAAGCACUUGAUGUUGCCGUUAGCGGCAUUUACCCAAAGGACCAGGUGGUGACCGUUUUGCAUGAGUUAAAGAAGAGAGGUAAGAUCAGAGUAGCAUUGUAUGGCAGAGACGAGAUCUCAUUGAUGCCAAUUGUACAAUGGUGUACCAAGAACAUCGAGGACGUCAGGUAUUUCAACAUUAUCUGUGACUACCUCGCUGUUAUCCUUGAAAGCUAUGGUCAUUUGCUCAGUAAAAGUGUUGCUCUUGAAGAGGCAUUCAACACUUUAUCACAGCGUAUAAGAUUGGAGGUGAGAAAAUGCAAGGACGCUAAGGAAAUGAGUGGUAUGUUGGAGUUGUUGGCAAUUUAA
This is a messenger RNA of Candidozyma haemuli, 1497 nucleotides long. It is a transcript of the gene UTP15, whose product is annotated as snoRNA-binding rRNA-processing protein. Gene Ontology annotation, cellular component: nucleolus. NCBI's taxonomy places the organism in Eukaryota, Fungi, Ascomycota, Pichiomycetes, Serinales, Metschnikowiaceae. Gene Ontology annotation, molecular function: protein binding. The record is from RefSeq and is a predicted model, not a curated record. The transcript has a single exon. Gene Ontology annotation, biological process: positive regulation of transcription by RNA polymerase I; rRNA processing. Bases 1 to 1497 code for a protein of 498 amino acids.